AUGAACAAUCAAGUCACAGAAACUGCCUCAACAAAUCACGAAGAACAAAAUGUUCUUCCAACAACGAGAGAAUCACAACAACAACAGCAACAAAUAAAUGUUGUUGAUGAUGCUACACUACAAGCUGUACUUAGUUCAAUGAGUGAAGUAGAAAUGAAUGCCUUUCUUGAAGAAUUAAAUAAAACAGGAAAAGCAUUUUUACCUGGUAUAGGUCAAACAAUAGAAUUAUUAACUGUUGCUGCACCGGUAGAGCUACCAACAACAACAGCAACACCAACUCAAACAUCAGCUGAAACUCUUCUUCAAGAAUUAACAACACUUAUUCAACAACCACCUGUUGAUAUUGUACCAAUGAAUAUUGAACAAAAAGUAAUGGGUACAACAGCACGUACAGGUAAUACAGCUGUUAAAUCAACAAUAACAUCACAUAAUAAUGCAACUAUUCGUAAACCAAUUCAACAACAAAUAACUAAUGAUGAAAGAAUGUUUUUUGGACGACCAACAACUAUUGGACAAGGACAAUAUCAUAAUCGUACUGGAUUAAUGUCUGGAAAUAAACAACAACCACAACAGCAACAACACCAACACCAACAACAUACAAUUUCAUCCCAACAACGACGACCAAUAUCUUGGUUUCAAAACCGUCCUCGACGUCAUUCAUCAGAUGAUGAUGAUGAUUCAGAUCGUGAUUCAUCUCCACCAAUGAGUAGUAAUGAUAGUUUGGGACCAACACGUCGUUCAACACGUGUACCAAAGCCAAAACAAGAUGCAGAUUUUGUUACAUUUCCUUUAUUAGAUCGAGAUGAAAAUGGAAAUCCAAUACCACCAACACCAUCAUCAAUGCCAUUAAAUAAAGCUGAAGAUGAUGAAGAUGAUAUACCAUAUCGUUUAAUGGAUUAUCCACGACCACAACAACAACAAAAUCAACAAUCUCAAUUAUCAUCAAGUGGACCAGGACGUAAACCACGUACAACAGCUGAAAUUCGUAGUACAACAAAUAUAAAUAAAAAACAAGCACGUUGGCCUGACGAUGAAUUAUAUCAUGUUAAAUCUUUUGUACCAUUAAUUAUGCCACAACAAAUAAUUAAUCCAUCAACAAUGAAAAAUAAAAUGACAUUAUGUAAACCAUUAGUAUCUGAACGUGAAGUUGAAGCUAAGCCAACUAGAUUUACUAUAGCUACACAAACAGAAAUGGAACAUAUGAUUCCUGAUGUACCUUUAGUUAGUUUACCUGUACCAAUUUAUCUUCCAUCACCAACACCGAGCUAUCGAUUAUUUAAACCAAAAGCUGUACCAAUACCAGUACCUUUCUUUGUACCAAUUAUGAUACCUGUCCAACGAAGUACUUAUAAAAAUAUACGUGAUUAUCUUCAAACGCAACGUGAUUUGUUACCUGAUGAUCCAUUUGAAGCAGCACUUGUUAUGCAUGCGGAAAGUCUUGCACGUGCAGAAAAUCAACCACAACAAACAAUAACAAAUGGACAUGAAUCAGUCAUGAUGAUGGAUUUAACACGUGAUGAUUCAUAUAUAACAACAUCACAAACAAUUGAAAAUUUACCUGAACUCGAUCUUGAAGCUCAUUACAUUGAUUCCAUUACAUCCAAUGAUCCUGAAGUUCAAAAGCUUCUUCGAAUGUUACCUGAUGCUGGAUAUCGUCUUAAGUGGACUUAUGGUGUUGAAGCAUUUCAACAAUGGUGUGCACAACGUAAUCGUUCUAUUUUAACAGAUACGCCAGAAGAAGCAGAAAUAGCAAAACAAUAUUUUGUUAAAUCUGAUUUACUUUCAUAUGUAAAUGGUGAUGAACUACAACAGGUUAUGGAUGUAUUUAUUCGUGAAGCUCGUCGUCCAACAGGAGAACAAUAUUUACCCGAGAGUAUUUAUUAUCUUUGUUUGGGUAUUCAAUUUUAUUUAAAUUUAAACAAUCGUCAAAUCGAUCUAUUCGAUCCUCGUUAUAUAGAAUUUAAUUCAACACUAAAUGGAAUUCUUCAAACUUAUACACCACGUCUUUUGACCGAUUCAAAUACAAUAGUAUCAUUAAUUGAUGAAGAUUUAUUAUAUGAUGUUCAUCAAUUAGGUACAUUAACAUCAUGGUCAUUAUUAACAACAUUACUUCAUACAAAUUCGAAAUAUUUUAAUUUAAAAACUGUUGAAGCACAUAUGGCUAUAUCAUUUGCAAAUUUUGGUAAAUAUUCUCAAUGGGUACGUUUAUCGACAAAUUCACCACAAGGACAACAAAUGAAUUAUUUACGAUUUUAUGCUCAUAAUCCAGAUCUGAAAUCAUUAGUAAAUUUACCAACGUUCUAUGAAAUCACUGAACAAAUGAAUGAUCCAGUUCGAUGUCCAAUAAAACAAUAUGAUUUUUAUGUAUCGAAAUGUCCUGAACAAAUUCGCGGCACAGCUGAUGUUUUUUAUUUACGUCCAAUAUCAGAGCAAAUUCAAGAAAAUUCUAUAUGGUAUUCAAAUGACUCAUUAUCACCAACAAUAAUUGAUCAAAUAUUAAAUAGACUUAAACUUAUACCUGAUUUUUAUAAUCAAACAAAACCAGUUGAAACAGGUUCAACAUCAUCAAAUGGAAAUAAUAUGGUUACGUCAACAACGACUAUAACAAAUAAUUAA
This is a messenger RNA of Rotaria sp. Silwood2, 2616 nucleotides long. Lineage: Eukaryota; Metazoa; Rotifera; Eurotatoria; Philodinida; Philodinidae. The record is from the annotation of a GenBank genome assembly.